GUAGCCCUGUUGAGGUGUUCCGAGUAACCCUGUUGAAGCAGGCAUGAUGUUGUUUCCUCUUUCAAGGUACAUUCCUCCAUUUUAGUCUGCAGUACUUAAAAAUAAAACCUUCCAUCAUGUCUUGAGUUUACUAAAGUGAUGCUAGGGAAAACUGUCAGGACAAAAGACUGAAAAGAGAACGAGGCACAGGCUGCAACCCUAAAGGUACAGUAGCUUUUACUUAUGCAGUGAGGAUAGACCUCGAGUAUUAUCAGGGUCUGAGGGUCGGCGUGAGGGAGAGCUGCUGCUGACAGACACAGGCUGUGCAUCAACUGAUUCACUAGGACCAUGUCGGUGGCAGCUUCAGCAAGGGACUCUGCCUCCCUCCUGUCUUCUUUACAGGAACUCUGCACAAUUUUGCAUGAAGCUACAAGAGUGCUUCAGAUGUGGGUUCCCCAGAUGAAAGGUUUCAGGCUGGGGAUAGUAUUAGGCCUUUCAUGGAUCAGGCUGUGGACCAUGUUGUUCUUAGGGAUGAUUUUUCUCCCAAGAAUAUACUGUGACAUGGACUUGUCAUAUUACUCUUCCUAUGAAAUAGUCAUCCCCAAGAGUCUGACCACCAGGAGGAGUGAAGAUCCAGUGGAACGUGCAUCCUAUAUGCUAUUUAUGGGAGGCCAAAAGCAGCUGGUUCACCUGAAGGUGAAGAGAGAGUAUGUUGUGAAUAACUUUCCAGUCUACAGCUAUCACGAUGGGGUGCUGGGGCAAGAAACGCCUUUCAUCUCACGAGACUGCCACUAUGAAGGCUACAUAGAAGGAGUGCCAGGUUCCUUUGUGUCUGUCAACACCUGUUCAGGCCUCAGGGGCAUCCUGAUUAAAGAGGAACACGCCUAUGGCAUCGAGCCCCUGAACUCCUCAAAACAGUUUGAACAUGUGUUAUACACCACGGCACAGCAAGCUCGAGCGUCCUGUAGUGUCACUUCCAAAGGCAGCCGAGCAGCCUCGACCAGCCGGCAACAGGGGAGCAGGAAACCCCACAAUCUACAGGCACCGUCCUACUUGUGGUCACACACAAAGUAUGUGGAGAUGUUUGUUGUGGUCAACAACCAGCGGUUCCAGAUGUGGGGCAGCAGCGUCAACGAGACAGUCCAGGGAGUAGUGGACAUCGUUGCUCUGGCCAACAGCUUCACUAGGGCGAUAAACACACAGGUGGUGCUGGCUGGAGUGGAGAUAUGGACUGAAGGGGACCUAAUAGAGGUCCCAGAGGACUUGCACGCUACACUCAGGAAUUUCAAUAGCUGGAGACAAGAGCAGCUCUCCCAACGUGUGAAGCAUGAUGUUGCCCACAUGAUCGUUGGGCAUCAUCCUGGAGAGACCAUGGGCCAGGCAUUUCUCAAUGGUGCCUGUUCAAGUGGCUUUGCGGCUGCUGUCGAAGCCUUCCAUCAUGAAGAUGUCCUCCUGUCUGCAGCGCUCUUGGUUCACGAACUCGGGCACAACCUGGGUAUUCCGCACGACCAGUCGGCCUGCAUUUGUGACGAUAAGCACUUUUGCCUCAUGCAUGAAAGCAUUGCUAAAGAAAGUGGCUUCAGCAACUGCAGCUCUGACUACUUCUACCAGUUCCUUCGUGAACACAGAGGGGCCUGCCUGUUUAACAAGCCAUGGCACAAAGGCCGCAAGCGUAGGGAUUCCCAUUGUGGAAACGGUAUUGUGGAGCCGCCGGAGGAGUGUGACUGCGGUUCUGCUUGUGACUACGACCCAUGUUGUGACACAGUAUGUCAACUGAGGGAGCACGCGGUGUGUGGUAAAGGUGGCUGCUGCCAUGACUGUGGUUUCAGAAGGAAAGGUUUCUUAUGCCGUCCCAUUCAGGAUGAAUGCGACCUCCCAGAAUACUGUGAUGGUACCACUGCCGAAUGCCCCAAAGACAGCUACAAGCAAGAUGGCACAUUAUGUGACAGAAUUUACUAUUGCUCUGGGGGUCAGUGUAAGAACCCUGAUAAGCAGUGUAUGCGUAUAUAUGGGUACCCUGCAAGAUCUGCCCCAGAAGACUGUUACACUUCGAUAAACACCAAAGGGAACCGGUUUGGAAACUGUGGCCGUGCCUCUGAGGGUCCCCCAGGAUAUGUUAAGUGUUUAAACAAUAAUGUAUUUUGUGGGAAACUUGUAUGUACAGAUGUUAGAUACUUACCACCAGUCCUCCCCCAGUAUACAAUGAUCCAGGUACCUCAUGGGGAGGACUGGUGCUGGAGCAUGGAUGCCCAUAAUGGUACUGAUAUCCCCGAUGGUGGAGAUGUGCAGGCCGGCACUUACUGUGCCCCAAACAAGGUCUGCAUGGAUCACUUCUGCACUCAUCACUCAGUGCUCAACUAUGACUGCCAGCCAGAGGCAAUGUGCCAUGGCAAGGGAGUUUGCAACAAUUUAAGACACUGCCAUUGUGAGUUUGGCUUUGCCCCUCCUGACUGCAAAGAUCCGGGAAAUGGGGGUAGUGUGGAUAGUGGUCCUGCUGGCAAGUCUGGUGAUGAAAUUUCUAGUGAAGAUGAAAGGAGAAUUCAAAGUAUAGGUCAAGGUAAUAACCCCAGAUUUUAUGAGAGCAACAAUGAAACCAAAAACCUUGGCAAGAUAGCAUACAUAUUUCCUUUAUUUCUUUUAGCAUUAUUUUUAGGUUUAAUUAUUGUUGCCACUCUUGGGGCUGGAAAGGACAUCUCACAGUGCUCACAGGAUGACACUGAAGAAGUCUUUCAAAAGGUUGUACCAGAACAGGAUGUAGCAAAAGAUCAGGAAAAGCCUAAAGCAGAAAAUGAGUAGUGUACGGAAGCAGUCCAAUAUGCUAAAACCUGGUGCACUGGGAGGAGGCUGAGUAUAACAAAGGUGAAGUGAGCACUGAUGUGGACCAUGACUCUGUAGCCUGAAGAAAUAUGCUAAUAUAGAAGGGGAGGUUUUAUUCUUC
Tupaia belangeri chinensis (Chinese tree shrew) is the source of this 2917-nucleotide messenger RNA. Its product is annotated as disintegrin and metalloproteinase domain-containing protein 1. Gene Ontology annotation, cellular component: plasma membrane; sperm head plasma membrane; external side of plasma membrane. Lineage: Eukaryota; Metazoa; Chordata; Mammalia; Scandentia; Tupaiidae. The transcript is spliced from 2 exons. Gene Ontology annotation, biological process: binding of sperm to zona pellucida; proteolysis; male gonad development. Gene Ontology annotation, molecular function: metalloendopeptidase activity. The record is from RefSeq and is a predicted model, not a curated record. Bases 328 to 2775 code for a protein of 815 amino acids.